Molecule: messenger RNA, 7253 nt
Organism: Porites lobata
Lineage: Eukaryota; Metazoa; Cnidaria; Anthozoa; Scleractinia; Poritidae
Source: the annotation of a GenBank genome assembly
AUGAAGAAGGCCAAGGACGGGGCAACACGGAGACUCAGAAUCGCCAGCUUUCUUUGCUUAUUAUUCAUGAUUUUUGAAUUUGUUGGUAAGAAAUGUCUCUUUGUCCUGCUUAUAUUAUUUUGCUUUCACAGAGCUCAACAAAAUAACGCAGUCACUCACGCAAAUCCGUCAUAUUAAUUUACUACCAAUAUCAUUUACCACAAUGGACAUAACAGCCAUAAAUAUCCUUUUUUUUCUUUUUUUUGUAGUCGGCUGUAACGAGGAAUACAUUAUGAUAUUGUAAAUUACUUCAUACGGCACGUAAAGUCUACCAUAUAUAUAUGUAUAUAUGUUUACACUUCAACAGUUAAAAAAUGGUCUCCCGUAUGGUGGCUACUUCAAAUAACAAUUUCAGUUUAAUCACUCCAACUUUUUGCGCAGUCUGGCUUCAUGGAUGACUAGCCUUUCAUACGAAUUCCUUUUAACUGCUUGCUGCGAUUAUUUAUAAUUAUCUUGUACACUUUUGCUGUAAGGUAGUGUACAGCUACAAUGGAGGACAAAAAUCCUUGGAACGGUUAUGGAAAACCUUCCUUCCACAUCCUUAACUUAUCAAAUGUUCAGAUGUAGCAUAAUAUGCACUUCUCUAACCCCUUGGAUACCGCAACUGGCCCUCCCCUCCCCCUCCAAACAAUGUUGGGAUGAAGAAACACUUUUAGGACAGGGUAAAGUGUACAGGGGUGCACAAACUACAACAUUGCUUGGGGGAGAGGGGGAAAGGGGGAAAAAUUAAUUGUCCAGAAUUUUGUCCCCAUUAAUUGUCCGUUCAGAAGUUUUGUCCCCAUUGUAGGGGACUGGGGUUUGAUGUCCCCACUAUCUGAACGCCUGGGGUGAUGUAGGGGCACUUUACGCGGCGAAUUUGAAUUGUGCGGCAGAAUAUGUGUGUGUUUAUUUUAUAGAGCUAAACUUUUAAACAAGGUUUCAGUUUUGCUAAAAACUACUCCCAUUACUGUAAAUAUUGCUUAUGAAAUUUGUCAACUUCACACCAGCAAAGACUUUCAAGAAUCGAUUAUUGUCAAUUUGACACCAGCAGAAACCUUCAUGAAUCUAUUAUUUUAAUAACACGAGUUUGCGCCAAAAGGUUCUUGACAUUGAUACUAGGAAUUUUCUCUUUUUCUAACUGUCUGAUUAACUUUAUCAAGUAACUCAGUCAAUUGCAUGUUUACCCGCUUUGCACCUUCUUCCUUGACUUCCUUAAAUUCUCAAUACAACCUCGAAUUUAAAAGAGAGGCGGGCUUAUUAGCUUUGUUCCCCUAAAACGGAGAGGCGUAUUUGAGGGGGCAGGGGAGGAUUUACGAUAAUUGACGACUUUGUGUCCUCUCAGUCCAAUGCAGCAUUCACAAGAGCCAAAGUGAGGCAUUAUAGCUCAAAUGCAUGGUCCCAUUAUGGCUCUUGCAUUCACUGAUACUUCUUUCUAUUCAUCAUUUUUCAGGCGGAUAUUUAGCUAAUAGUCUCGCUAUUGUCACAGACGCCGCGCAUUUGAUGUCAGAUUUUGCUGGUUUUAUGAUCUCGUUGUUAGCCUUAUGGAUAGCUACAAAGCCUGCCACUACGACUUUGUCAUUUGGAUGGCAUCGUGCAGGUACCAGGGAGUGACAAGGGGUGAUGGGGUUUGAUCUUGAGGGGUUAGGGAGGGGCGCGGUAGCAGAGAGAAGAUCUACAUGGCUCUCCAAUGGGCAUAUUUACAAACUGUUGCCGAGUUUAAUUUUUAAAGGACGAUGGAAUCGCAAAAGGCAGCCUCUCUCCGUUCUAACCUUGUACAAGGAAAAAUCUCUAGGCACGAAAUGGGUAAAUUUAAGGUAUUUUUUUGCAUGAUGAAUAAUUGUCAGGAAAAGAAAACCUAGCUAUAUAUGAGCUGUUAUCCAGGGUUAGCAAAUAAUACCAAAAAUUCUUAAUUUGUCAGAAGCCUUUGAAUCUCGAUACACUGGAUACAUGGGAAGGGCUGGUGAUGAGUCACAAAGGAGGAUCUCUUUUCUAGGUGAUAGAGCUGAGCCAACCUCCUCCACAGGGUUUUUUCUUAGUAAAUGGGAGAGACUGGGGAAGAGGUUGACAGUGGAGCCUUCAUUCAGCGGAAAGAGACUCCCUUAGGCCUUGCUAAAGUGUGCUUUUACUCAGUCAUAUUAUUCACAGUACCUGGAAUCCGGACUCCACAGCGUGGAAUUCAGAACCCAAGACUUUCCUUGCAUGGGGAAACUCCUGACUAUGGGGCUCUUUUUAGGGGAUCAUUUUUGACCUAAUCUCCUACCCAGUUCUCACUCUGUUUUACCUUAGGAGAUCUUGGUACGAUGUUAUUUUUGACCCAGUUUCCAACGCAACCUCGUAGGCAGCGUGGUCAGCGCGUCGGACUCGCAAUCCGGCGGUCCCGGGUUCGAGUCCCGCUCGGGCCACUUGCUGGAUUUGUUCUCGGUCGUCCCGAGUUCAAAUCCCCGGCCACGCUUGUAAAUAGCCAACUGGUCGCCUCCUGCCAGUUGGGGUUUUAAAUCCUGUUAUGUUGUAUUUGAAUUAUUUAUUUUCUAAGUAUUUACUAAUUGUAAAGCGCUUUGGGUCACUAAGAGAAAGGCACUAUAUAAGUGUAUAUUAUUAUUAUCAUUAUUAUUAUUAUUAUAGUGCUCCCACAGAACAGUCCCAUUAAGCUCAAUUUGACGCAACCCCGACCCUACCCUGGGUGCCAGAGUUUUUUUCCUGUUGUUGGCAGCGAAGCCGCGAUCGGGUGACGACGUACAGACGUCAAUCUUUUCACCAGAGUUAUGGAAACACUGCUCACGAAAUUCGCCAUUCCUCAAUUUGACAACAUUUCGCGCCCUUUUUACACAUCACUGCCCCACGUGCAGACAUAUCAAAUUACGAAAACAAACAGAUCCCACAAAAAACCGGUUUGGCCAGCUAUCUUGUUUCAAAAUCACAUGGAAGUGCGGUUCGUAACUGCCGUGACCAGAGGGUUUUUUUCCCGCUCGUUACCCGAUCGCGGCUCCGCCGCUGUUUCGCAGCCAACAACAGGAAAAAAACCCUCUGGCACCCAGGAUACCCCGACCCAGAAUAACCCGAAGAAUCAAAUGGUCAAUAGGCCAUUUGCACAAUGGCGUCAUUUUACUACUACGACCAGAAUUCUUUUCGUUUUUCCUUUCACAUUUAAAUUUGGUAAUCCUAACGAGGUUUAAAUAACAAAAGCGCUAAUUUGCACAAGAAAGCAAAAACCCGAAGGAUUCUGGUCGUUGUAGUAAAAUGACGCCAUCAUGCAAAUGACCUAUUCACACCAAUGUUAAUUUAUUAAGAUCAAUAAGACAAAAGAAAUCACCUUGAGGGUUCAGGGAUGAAUUAUACAUUUUUUAAACAUUGUUUUAUUCCCGGAAGCCUUACCCUGCGAGCAGAGGCCCUUCGAUACACGAAGAUCGAAGGGACACGGCUCGCGGGGUAGGAAGCCUCGAAGCUCAGUACAAAUUGCAGUAAGUAUAUUGAGAAGCAGAGCACUCUAUUGUUUGAAUUGGUCAAUUCAAAUAAAUGUGAAUCUCUCACGUUAUUGUCAAUGACGAGUGAGCUAAGUUAUAUUACUAUUGUGAAUCUUGUUUGCAGAGGUGAUGGGCGCCCUGUUGUCCGUACUGUUUAUCUGGGUACUCACAGGAGUUAUAGUUUAUCUGGCGAUUCAAAGAAUCAUAACCAAAACGUACGAGAUAGAAGCAAAGGUUAUGCUCAUCACUGCAUCUGCAGGGCUCAUUGUUAAUGUCAUGUAAGUGGAUAAAACAAUUACGUUGCAUUUCUGCGAGCCCUACAAAACAUUUGACAUGAUUUACAUUGUUGUUACAAAACUGUUGUUUACACUGUUUGUUUCACGAGUUAUAUAUACAGGUUAAUCCCAUUAUGACUCUUAGAGGUCCUCUCUGAGGUAGAAGUGAUUUAUACACACCCAAGUGAAACUGGAUAUAUAGCCAGUCCUUUCAUCAUCUUAUUAGCCAAAAAGAGCACUCAAAAUUAAAAAUGUUAUAUACUGUUUGGUAUAUCAUCGCUCCUAUAUAAUUGUGAAGUCUCUAGCUAGUCCAGCGCAUUAAAUACAUUUCCAAGUGUCGCAUUGAAUUUGUUUUGAUGUAAUGUAGUACUAAAGAAUUUGAGGCGUGCCCCUAUGGAUCAUUUGUUCCUCGAGGUAAAUCUUUGAUCAGGACUGCGAAUUAUCUUUUACAGAUUAGCUGCGGUACUCCAUCAAAAGGCGCAUGGCCACAGCCAUGGCUUCAGCAAAAAAAAGAAAACCCAGUUAAAGAAACCAAAGGCUUCCCCUUCCAGCUUCAUCAUAGAAGAAGAGGCAGAAAACGUGAACGUUAGAGCUGCCUUCAUUCAUGUUUUGGGUGAUUUUCUGCAAAGUGUGGGAGUCUUUUUAGCUGCUCUUCUUAUUUGGUUCAAGGUGGGUUUAUUUCGUGCAAGCAUUCGCUCUAUCAAUUGCCUUGACACUUAACAAUGUUUUUCUAGGCUUGCAUUACUAGAUGCCCUGCGUACUAGGAAAACGGCCGCGCGAUUUAAUUGGGCCAAGGAACUGGGCAGGUUACAACCAGAAUCUCCCUGCGUCAUGUUUUUACUUACGAUUGGCACUAAAAUGGAUACCCCAAGUCAGAUGGUCAUCUUCACGUAAAAUACAUGAAAUAGUCUUACAACCUCAAGUAGUAAAUAUAAGAAGGAGGAAAACAGGAGGAAACAGAGCAAGUAAGGCUUGGAUCACUAUAUAAUAUUUGAUUCAUAAUCCACACCCUUCACUGCACCAGCAACUGCUGAGACCGGUUAUUUUUAACGUACGUCUUACGGCAUAACUUAUAAUUACAUUGUUUGAAAGCUACCUGAUGUAAAGCAUUUCUUAGCCCUUAUCAUUGUGCUUGGGUUCUUAAUCCUAUGCUCAACUCUUUUCCUUGCACAACUGGCACGCUUUUCGCAAUAAGCGGCCCUCUCAAUAAGCGGUUCUUUCAUGACCCGGAGGAUUGCGUUGUGUAGUAAUCACGAGAUGUCAAAUCUGAUUUGGGGGCAUCCAUUAUUCUCGUCAUCACCGUUACGUUUACUUCGGCUCAGCUCUACUGCACCAAAACAUAAACCUUGACUUUUCACAAUGGCUUCCUUGGAGACAGGAAUAUGUGGUGGUAGUGAGAGAGGUGGAAGUACAAGUGAAUGUAUCUAUGACUAAGCAGUAUUAUUAUGUGACGAAAUUAGAUGCAGGCAACUUUUAACUAAAUGGUCCUUGAACCGAGACGUCAAAAACAACGAAGGCGCACCGGAAAACAGGGGCUUCUUCAAGGCCACGAUGCUAUGACGAUAUAGUCAUGUAAGUCAAUGUUUUGAAAUUUUUCUUUUGUUUGUUUUUUUCUCCUACAGCCUUCAUGGGAGAUUGCAGAUCCUAUUUGUACUUUUGUGUUCUCUGUGAUCGUGUUAGGAACCACAUUAGCUAUUCUGAAAGAUGCUGUUAUUGUCCUUAUGGAAGGUAAGUUCUAAAACACCAUUACAUAAUGCAUGCAUAAUUACCCUCUACGAGGUGUAGAGACCAAGUGUUAUUUUCAGGCAAAGGGUAAACGUGAGGUUUAAUUGACAUUUCGUCAAAUUAGGAAAGGAUCAGCUAAAAUCAAAUAAAGGUGGCCAGAAAAUUCCUAUUAAUGAUUAACUUUACAUGAAACUAGUAUGGGUAUUCCUGUGUAGAUAUAAUAAGGAGUGAAAGACACACUGUCUCUUAGAAUUAGAACUGACGGUGCCAAUUUCCUUGGUUAUUUCGCUCCACAGGAGUUCCAAAAGGCCUCAGUUUUAGUAAUUUAAAAGCAAGUCUUCUAGAAAUUCCCGGAGUGUUAGCGGUCCAUGAUCUUCACGUAUGGUCACUUACAGUUGGAACAACAGCCAUUGCGGUUCAUCUAGUGAUAGGUACGUAGUCGUUACUAACAGUCUCCUUCGAGUCAGACAGGUGCAUGGCCAAGCUGUACAGACGGACGGCAAGACUGAAGGGAAAAACGGUUUUAAAAGAUCGUCGCGUACUUUUCAUGACCAAUACCUUCGAGUUGAUAAAUGUUAUUUUAGCCUGUAGACCUGGGUCCUGGGUUCUGGCAGAAUUACGCGGCAAUCAAUCGCUUUCAUAAAUUGGAAAAAUCGCAGACGAUCUGCGAUUUCUGUUCCUUGAUUGCUUCGACUAAUGAAAACCAAAAUCCUAGUUAUUUGCGGGGAUAGUUCGCGGAAAUUAUUCGGGGAAGGGUCCCUACAUUUUCGACUCCUAGAUUUCUCCGAUGGAAGGUAGUCAUUUGCGACGUAAGAAAACUCAAGUCCGGGGUGUCGGAGAACGUCGGGGUAUAGUACUUUUAGCUUGGGACCAAUCUGCUAAUGGCUCCAGUCUCCAAACUCAUGCACAAAUGAAAACACCGUUUCGGGAAGAUCCAACCUUGGUGACAGAGGUUUUUCAAACGUGGUUUCCAGUUUUAAGUUAUGCCUUUAUAAUGACCCACUUCGCUGCUAGCUCUCUUCGCCUGCUCGGCUGCGGUCGAUGAAGCUUUUCGCUGCAAACGUUGCACCCGAGAAAAAAACCUGGCACCCAAGCCAGGUCAGAUUGUGGGUUGUCCUGAUCCUUACGUAUCGACAAAUAUCUGAGAUGGUCGGAAGAAAAAAUGAAACCCCUUAUCGUCUAAGAAUUUCGCCAUAUAUCGAAACCAGGUUGUAAAUGACCCGAAUUUUAACCCAGGGGAAUCUAAAAGGUGUAUUGAAAGUUCAACACUCGGGAUAGGGUACCUUCUUUUGGUCCUUCGGUUAAAGAGAUCGCUUAGCUUCUCGUAAUUCCCAUCUCGAUAGUGAACUUAAGCAGAGACGUUUUUGAGCGAUGCACGUCAACCGGAAGUGGUCUUUUUUCAUUUUUGGACAGUGGUUUUGCCCAUCUUUUAGGACAACUCGUCUCUAUAAUAGUUAAGACACUUAGAAAUACAAAUUUGGGAGCGUCAAGGUGCUUUAAAAUGAAAAAGACCUCACUUCCGGUUGACGUGCGUCGCUCAAAAACGCCUUUGCUUAAGCUCCCUAAUUGCCUCAGGGACUGCGCCUUCUGAUAUGAUAACAUUAACAUGAAUUUUAUCUUCCCUGUAGACGACAGCACUAGUUCUCAAAUGGUCUUAGAGGAGGCUUCACGCAUUUGCAGCCAAGAGUUCGAUAUAGACCAUAGCACAAUCCAGGUUGAGACUUCAAGUGAAAAAACUGCUGAAUGUAUUCAGUGCGAUGAGCCAGCCUCAUAA